GAGGGCGUCACUCGGUGGACGUUGGGGUGGAGAGACCAGCCGAGCCGAUUGACCACUGGGGAUUUUUUUCCCCGGACCCUUCAGUGCCCGCGGCCUGUGCUGGGAAAUAGUGCGAGCACAUGGGGUGUGCACUGCCCCCUGCCUCUGGGACGCCCUCCUCCGCUAGGAGCACUGGGGUCCGACCCUUCCCUUCUAGUCCCUGCACCUCCCGGGGCAGGUGGCUCGAUUUCUUGGAUGAAUGAGACACAUGUCCUUAGAGGGAAAACCUCAGGCAGACCAGCAGCUUCCUUUUAAACGCUGUGUCUGGUUCCAAAGGGGACCAGCUCUAAAGGAGAGCAAAUGCUUGUUUCGUAUGGACUCCAGUGUGGUGUGUUCUGGAUUGUUCUGCAGAAGUGCAUGGCAACCGUUAGAAACCCGCCCAACCCAUGCUUCCCGAGCCGCUGGCCUUGGAGGCCGUGUCUCUGUGCAGUGGCCUGGGCGUGUGCCUUGGGUGCAGCCGGACCGUGAACCCAGAGACAGAGGUGCUGGCUCGGGACGGCCAGGGUUGGUUUUUGUGUUGGAAAGUGUCCCCGGCAGCCAAGUGCAUGAGCCGAGGGCAAGUGGCGUCUCCAACCAUGAGGAUGAGUGAGGAGUGUGGUGACGGCCUAGAGGCCAGGCUCUCGACCCUGACGGGGUCUCUCCUGAGUCUAAGGGUCAGGAGCUGCCUGGGGGACUGGGCCUGGGUCCGCUUCGAGCGUGUCCUUCUGGAAGGGGGGAAGCCAGGACGGAGGGGCAGGCGAGGCCGAAUGUGAGCCCCGUGCAUCCCCGGGUGCAGCUCCCCUUUCUUGCCCCCGAUGUGCCAUUGGGCUUGUCUGCUGGAGCAGCAGGCCGAGAGCACUGCGCCGGAUGCUGGGAGGCCUUCUGGCCGAGGGAUGUCAGGGAGCUGCCUCCACAGGGACAGGCAUGUCUGCCGUCCCUCCCUGGCGCGGUGCAGACGGCCCCGGUCUAGUCACAGGGACCAUGGGGCUGCUGUCGCCCUCCUGGGGAGCAUCCUGCUUUGCAGGGCACCUGAGCAUCUGCCGAGCGCCUGGGAGACACAGGGACCACAGGGAGCAGAGCGGGGAGCACGGCGAGAGAGCGAGUGAGUGGUUAGGUGGGUGCCCCGCAGCCCCUCCCUCUGCCGCCUGGCACCUCUCGUCCUUGCGUUUGUAACUCCUUUCUCAGAACAGUCGUCUGCGCUGUCUGUUACCCAUUCGAUGUGCAUUCGCCACGUGCUAGAUGUGUGAGGCGCCCUCGGUCCUGGGAGCCCUGCCCAGGGCCAUGGGGAGCUGCACCAGGGGCUCCGGGCAGGAGGGGAGCAGGGCAUGGCCAUGGGUGGUCUCCGCAGGAGGUCAGACCCCAGCCGGCUCCCAGCAUUGCGGGAGAAGGCCGUGCUCCACGUGACAAGGACCUGCCUGUGGUGUGUGCUGGGGUCUGGGGGUGAGGCAGUGCUGCGAAGCUGCCGUAGGAGCCCCGCAGUGAAGGGCUUCGCCCGCCCGCUGGGAGCUUGCCCCCUGGUCUGCUCAGCUGCCUCUCGGUUCCCAGUCUCUGGGGCCGUGAUGUAAGCGCUGUGCUUGCGGAAGACUCUGCCGUGUCAGAGGGGGAGGGGGCGGCUGAGGAGGGUGUCAAUAGAAGAGGAUUGGACCCCCCCCAGCAGAGACAGGGCAGAACCGGAGCCACGUGACAGGGAGGUGCAGCGGGUGUGGCAGCUGCCACUGCAGCAACAAGGGCCCCGAUAGCGGGAGCGUGCCCAACCCCAUGGCCUCCACUUGGGGGCUCCGCCCAGGGCCCAGGCUGGCAGGAAAGCACGUCUGCGACAUUAUAUUUGGAUGGCAGACAUGGGGACAAACCACAUGCCGGUGGACGCUUCUGCGCUCUUGUCUCAUGAGCCAGGACCAGUCCUGGUCCAGCUUAAAGGGCUGCCCCGUCCCCAGGUUGGUCCGCUGCAGCGCUGGGCUCAGGCGCUGGGCCCCCUCAGCCCCUUGGGCUCUUCCUGCUCAAAAUCUGGUCCAUAGGCCAGCGGCCACGCAUCCCCCGGGAGCUCGUUAGCAUCUUAGCCGCUGCCCCCCCCCAGAAUCAAAACCCGCAUUUUAAUGAACUCCCCAGGGGUUCCCCCAUGGCAGCCACCCCCCUUGUUACAUCUCCCUGUUGGCAGCCCCCAAGGGCGUGCUGAGGUCUCAGCUGCUGAGGGCCUGCUCCACAUAUGAACAUGAGUGUAACACACAGCUUUCAAAGGUGCUCACUGACAGACAGGUGGACGGACAGGGAGAGCCGUGUCAGGCAGCCUCUGAGCACCCUACUUUCCAGCGCGUCUCCUCCAGUGAGGGGUCAGGUCCAGACCCCCGAGGCUCCACGUGCCCCGGCCAGCCCUGCCCCUCGCCCUGCCGCCUGCCCGGCUUAGGGACAGCGCUGAGCGCGGGGCUCCCGCAGGGAGGGUUGAGACGGGCGGUGUGGGCUGGAGCCACUGCAGGAAGCUCGCUGCCGCUGGGCUGGCAACAGUUAACCGGCCGAGGGCAGGAUAGGUGAGCCGGCCGUGGGCUGCGCAUCAGGCCCCUCAAACCCCAGGCCCUCGGGAGCUGCCAGGCUGCAUCUGCAGAGCCCCAGGGGUGUGCGUCCUCUCGCAGGCGGCCCAAAGAUGGAGCCCAGCCGCCUUCCUUUGUGCGCCCAGAACGGGCAUUCUGCGAGGCAGGUCGCCGCCUCCUGACGCCGGCGCGUUGGCGGCCGCAGCAUGACCUUAAGCCUCAUCUCCGUGCUGUCGCAGGAUAUCUCCGGGCUGUGGCUCCUGCUGAAGGCGAGCACAGAUGAAAUCAUGCACCAGGACAUCACCCCGCUCUGCGCCGCCGACAUCCAGGACCAGCUGAGGAAGCGCUUUGCCUAUCUGUCCGGCGGGCGGGGGCAGGACGGCAGCCCCGUCAUCACCUUCCCGGACUACCCGGCCUUCAGCGACGUCCCAGACAAGGAGUUCCAGAAUGUCAUGACCUAUCUCACCAGCAUCCCCAGCUUACAAGAUGCUGGCAUUGGGUUCAUCCUGGUCAUAGACCGAAGGCAGGACAAAUGGACCUCGGUGAAGGCAUCAGUCCUGCGAAUAGCAGCGUCCUUCCCGGCAAACCUCCAGCGCGUCCUUGUCCUGCGCCCAACGGGAUUUUUCCAGAGGACCCUCUCUGACCUCGCUUUCAGAUUCAACAGAGAUGACUUUAAGAUGAAGGUACCGGUCACAAUGCUGAGCUCAGUACCAGAAUUGCACGAUUACAUUGACAAGUCCCAGCUGACGGAGGACCUGGGCGGGACCCUGGAUUACUGCCACACCAAGUGGUUGUGUCACCGCACAGCCAUUGAGAGUUUUGCUGUCAUGGUGAAGCAGACGGCUCAGAUGCUGCAGUCCUUCGGGACAGAGCUGGCCGAGACGGAACUGCCCAACGACGUCCCAUCCACAAGCUCUGUGCUCAUCGCACACACGGAGAAGAAGCACAAAGCAAAGGAGAACAUGAGGCUGGCGCUGGACGAGGGGCGGAGCAUCCUGGAGAGCAUCAGGGAGCCUCUGGCCAGGAGCACGGAGCAGAGCCCGAACCAGGACCAGCUGGACAAUCAGACCACCGUGCAGAGGCUCCUGGCCCAGCUGAAUGAAACCGAGGCCGCCUUUGAUGAGUUUUGGGCAAAGCAUCAGCAAAAACUCGAACAGUGUCUGCAGCUCCGGCAUUUUGAGCAGGAUUUCCGAGAGGUCAAAGCCGCCUUGGACACGUUGGCCCAGAAGAUAGUGACCUUCACCGACGUGGGGAACAGCCUGGCGCACGUGGAGCACCUCCUGAAGGAUCUCACGAGCUUCGAGGAGAAGUCCAGUGCAGCCGUGGAGCGGGCCCGCGCCUUGUCCCUGGAGGGUGAGCAGCUCAUCGGCAACAAGCACUAUGCGGUGGACUCCAUCCGCCCCAAGUGCCACGAGCUGCAGCACCUCUGCGACCAGUUUGCCGCCGAGGUCGGGCGGAGGAGGGGGCUGCUCGGCAAGUCGCUGGAGCUGCACAGCCUCCUGGAGGCGUCCAUGAAGUGGUGCGAUGAAGGCAUCUACCUGCUGGCCUCCCAGCCUGUGGACAAGUGCCAGUCCCAGGACGGCGCAGAGGCAGCCCUCCAGGAGAUCGAGAAGUUUCUGGAGACCGGCGCAGAAAAUAAGAUCCAGGAGCUCAAUAAAAUUUACCAGGACUACGAACUCAUCCUCACCCAAGACCUGAGGGAACACGUGCAGAAGGUCUUCCAGAAGCAAGAGAGCAUGGAAGAGAUGUUCCACCGGAGGCAGGCGAGCCUGAAGAAGCUGGCGGCCAAGCAGACGCGGCCCGUGCAGCCGGUGGCCCCCCGGCCCGAGGCGCUCGCCAAGUCGCCCUGCGCCUCCCCAGGUAUCCGGAGAGGUUCUGAGAACAGCAGUUGCGAGGGCAGCGCGCAGAGAGGGCCCUACAGGAGGGCCAAGAGUGAAAUGAGUGAGGGCCGGCAGGGCCGAGGCAGCUCCACGGGGGACGAGGAGGAGAGCCUGGCCAUCCUGCGGAGGCACGUCAUGAACGAGCUCCUUGACACGGAACGGGUCUACGUAGAGGAGCUGCUGUGCGUCCUGGAGGGCUACGCUGCCGAGAUGGACAACCCGUUAAUGACACAUCUCAUCUCAACAGGCCUUCAAAACAAGAAGGAUGUUCUAUUUGGAAACAUGGAAGAAAUUUACCACUUUCAUAACAGAAUAUUCCUGAGGGAGCUAGAAAACUACAUAGACUGCCCAGAGCUGGUCGGAAGGUGUUUUCUAGAAAGGCUGGAGGAGUUCCAGAUGUACGAGAAGUACUGUCAGAACAAGCCGCGUUCCGAGAGCGUGUGGCGGCAGUGCGCCGACUGCCCCUUCUUCCAGGAAUGCCAGAAGAAGCUGGACCACAAGCUGAGCCUGGACUCCUACCUGCUGAAGCCAGUCCAGAGGAUCACCAAGUACCAGCUGCUGCUCAAGGAAAUGCUGAAAUACAGCAAGAGCUGUGAGGGGGCCGAGGACUUGCAGGAGGCGCUGAGCUCCAUCCUGGGCAUCCUCAAGGCCGUGAACGACUCCAUGCACCUCAUCGCCAUCACGGGCUAUGACGGGAAUCUGAGCGACCUGGGGAAGCUGCUCAUGCAGGGCUCCUUCAGCGUCUGGACGGACCACAAGAAGGGCCACAGCAAGGUGAAGGACCUGGCCAGGUUCAAGCCCAUGCAGCGGCACCUGUUCCUGCACGAGAAGGCGGUGCUCUUCUGCAAGAAGAGAGAGGAGAACGGGGAGGGCUAUGAGAAAGCGCCUUCCUACAGCUACAAGCAGUCCCUGAACAUGGCGGCGGUUGGCAUAACAGAGAACGUGAAGGGCGACGUGAGGAAGUUUGAGAUCUGGUACAACGCCCGGGAGGAGGUUUACAUCAUACAGGCACCAACUCCCGAAAUCAAAGCGGCGUGGGUGAGCGAAAUCCGGAAGCUGCUGACCAGCCAGCUGCAGGCCUUCAGAGAAGCCAGCCAGCACCGCGUACUGGAGCAGUCCCAGAGCCUGCCUCUGCCUGCAACGGCCAGCGCAAGUCCCUCGAAAGGGAACACAAGAAACGUCAAAAAGCUGGAAGAAAGGAAGACCGACCCCCUCAGCCUGGAAGGAUACGUGAGCUCGACAUCGCUGCCAAAGGCCCCCGAGAAGGGCAGAGAUGACACGGUCACUAACUCUACCUCAGAAAGCUCUGCACUUUCCAAAAAGCGCUUUACCCUGCAGGGUUUUGCUAACCUCAAAGGUCAGAAAGCUUCUCCCACCAGUCCUGACAAAAAAGCUAAACGGCACGAAGUAAAGAGCGACCCCACGCCUUUUGGUUUACGAGGUUGGAGCAAAACGUCUCAGCCCUCCGAGGCCCCUGAGGACAACGACGGCUGGUCGAGUGCUGAGGAGCCCCUUAAUUCCUCGGACGCAGAGGAAGAAGGCGGAGUGGGCCCCAGGAAGCUGGUCCCGGGGAGGUUCACAGUUGUGGCGGAUGACGAGAAGGGCAGUCCUGACACGCUGGUCAUGAGGAGCGGGGACCUGGUGGAGGUGGUCCAGGAGGGCGAGGACUGCCUCUGGUAUGUCAGGAACCUGACCUCCAGCAAGGAGGGCUGGGUGCCGGCCGGCAGCCUGUCCGCGCGCCUCGGCAAGUCCAGCUCAGCUCAGUGCUUGAGCAGCUCAGAGUCCAGCGCAGGGUCCACCCUGCUGAGCAGCUCCUCCAGCUGCAGUGAGAGCUGCGGGGUCCCCCUCUCAGACCUGCAGGGGUAGCGCCGCCGGCCGGCGCAGGACACCGCCUGCGAACCUCUAAGUUUUCCUUUGCUUGGGCUUGCUUAGUUUGGUGAGGGGCGGUGCUCUAAGACGCCCUGGAAAGGAGGACCCUGCCAAGACCCCAGCGAGGAGCCACCCGCUGCCACGGGACCUCUCAGUGCAGGACACGGGCGUUCAGAGGGAAGGUUCAGGAAGACUCUGCCCUCCAGCCCCCACGCCAGGACCCCAUCCCAGGGCGCAGAAGCCAGUUUCCAGAGGAAGACCCGUCCACCGAGCUUCCUGGGAAAGUCUGGAAUGGAUGGGGGAGCCGCGGGCCAACAGACCACCAGUGCAGAAGACGCGAGGCAGGGACAUCCGACCGGCCUCUGCCAGGCGGCGGGGGAGCCCGUCCCAGCCACGCUGCUUUGUUUCCGGCGUCUCUGGUCUGGUGCUUUCUGCAGGGAUGCGUGUCCUUUGGGACUGCUCCCAAAAGCAAUGACCAUUUCACUGACCCAACAGCUGGAGGAGAGAGGGGUGGGGGCUAUUGUGUCUUUUACGAGUUUCUUUUUAAAGCAGGGAUUAAUCCCACGGCCAUUUUUCGUGGUACGUUGGUCUCUAAUCUUUACCAAGAAUCACUGUGUUUACAUGAAAUGACAAUUUGAUACUGUAUUUGAUAUAAAACUAUUUUUUUGUUACUGGGGGUUCACACUGCAGCCCAUUGUUUAUACUGCGGCUGGUUCGGGGACUUCGCGGGAACGGUGCACGUUCCACAGCCACCUGGUCACAGGGGGAUGAGAACACGUCCCCAGUAGGAUCAGGCAGCGUUUCUACAGAUGAGCAGUUGGAAACCAAGCAGAUUCCUUUACCUUGUAGGUUAAUUUUUUAAAGAAAACUUGAACUAUAAUUUAAAAUAGUAACCUUCUUUUCUACAAAAAGAAAAAAAUGGGGAACUCUUGAUUUUUUUAAACUAGCUUCACUGGAUUGGGAUAUUUUUAUUGUUUUUAAAGAAUAUGUAAAGAUGCAGUUUCUGCAGGGUGUCGUCUGAACCAUGCUGUCACCCGAGCGCCAACCGCCACCUCCUGCGCACCAUCAGGCCGCCUAUGUGUCUGUGUACAAUCACCCUGAAAACAGGAAUUUAAAGGUGCAGAGUUUAUUUUAUUCAGAUCAAGGCAGAACUGGAAAGAAAACCCUUCUGUUUCACCUGUUUUUGUGUUUCAGAAACGAAUUCUGUUCUUCAGAAACUUUGCGUGUCUGGUUGAGGCCGCUGUUUUUACCUGUGUGUAUAUAUGUUGACGUGUGUACAUAUGUAUCGAUGUGAAGGGUGUAUUUACAGGCUCCCUGCUGCUGGAAAUGUGUCACUUUACAGCCUUCCCUGAGCCCCGGGCCCUCUGCAGCAGGGCCCACAGGCCUCCUCCCCCGCCACCUGCAAGGCCACCGCAAGCCAGACCUCUCUGGAGUGGGUAAUAAAGCAGAAAACGUGCGAGACUCGGCAGCUGUUCUCCUGGUGUAUAAGUUAUUUACAAAUGGAUGUGUCACAUAAUUAACUGAUACGUUGAUUGUUCAGACUCCGUUCCUGCCAUCUCAGCCUGGGAUGACCCGCCAGUUUUUGUGAUCUCUUCUUCAUAAAAGGCACUUUAAACCUCGUGUUUCAGCCACUGUCCCUUUUUUUUUUUUUUACUGCUGAUGUAAAUGAAAUUUAAAAGUGAGAGUUCUUUAUUGUAUGGAUGGAGUUUGAAUAAACAUCAGCCGCA
This is a messenger RNA of Equus caballus (horse), 8016 nucleotides long. It is a transcript of the gene MCF2L, whose product is annotated as MCF.2 cell line derived transforming sequence like. The record is from RefSeq and is a predicted model, not a curated record. Gene Ontology annotation, molecular function: guanyl-nucleotide exchange factor activity; protein binding. Gene Ontology annotation, biological process: positive regulation of Rho protein signal transduction; intracellular signal transduction. Lineage: Eukaryota; Metazoa; Chordata; Mammalia; Perissodactyla; Equidae. Gene Ontology annotation, cellular component: cytoplasm.